AUGGCCGGCCUGGGGCGUCCGAGCCCGGGGCCGCGCUCUGCGAUGCCCGCCUGGAAGCGGGAGAUUCUCGAGAGGAGGCGGGCCAAGCUGGCUGCCCUGGGUGCGGGCCCGGGGUCCGGCGCGGCGCCCGCGGGACCAACAGAGCGCCUGGUGCUGGCCGACAGCCUGGGCCCACUGCGGGAGAACCCGUUCAUGAAGCUCGAGUCGGAGCGGCGGCGCGGGGCGCGACCAGCUCAGCAGCUGCUGGAGCUGUACCGCCGCGUGCCGGGCGUGCGCACCAUCCGUGCAGACAACAUCCUGAUUAUCGAGUCGGCGCCCGGCUUCCCUCCCGCCGAGCCGCCCGCCGCCGGCAUCCGCGCCGCCGAGGUGGUGGUGUACGAGACGCCGCAGCCGGGCCGCGUCAGCCGCCUGCUGGAGAAGUUCGACCCGCCCGCCGCGCCGCGCCGCCGCGGGAGUCCCGAGCGCGCUCGCCCCGCGCCGCCGCAGCAACCGUCGCCGCUCCCCAUGGCGCCCGCGCCCACCGCCCCGCGCGCACCUACCCACCGGCCCGCGGCUUCCGCUCCGCCGGGCCUCCCCGCUCCGCCCGCGCCCUCUGCUUCUCCUGCGCCCCCAACCACGCGCGCGGGCCAGCGCACCACCUGCUGCGAGCCGGGGCACCUCGGCGGCGGGCCGGACUCCGGGACCCGACGCAACGACUUCCUGCAGAAGACCGGCAGCAACUCCUUCACUGUCCACCCCCGGGGCCUGCACCGCGGCGCGGGCGCUCGCCCGCUCUCCAACGGGCCCGCGGCCUCCGAGCCCCGUGCCGGCCCUGCCAACGGGCUCGCGGGCUCCCCGCCUGUGCCCGGCGAGUGGAAGCCAAAGGUGGAGUCGGGGAAACCCUCCCUCCACCCGCCCCCCAGUCCCGGGACCCCGAGUGCCACUCCAGUCGCGUCCCCUACCUUGCCGGCGCCCAGCCCUGCCAGUGCCACUCCCAGCCAGCGCCAGUGGGUCUCCGCUGCUACCAGCGCCAAUGAUUCCUUCGAGAUAAGGCCGGCCCCCAAGCCAGACCUGCAGACUAUUCCCAUGGGGGACCUCCAGGCCCGGGCCCUGGCCAGCCUCCGCGUGAACUCCCGCAAUUCAUUCCUGUUCAUUCCCAAGCGCAAAGCUUCCGGGAACCCUCCUGCCGGGGGGAGGCAGUCAGCCGAGCUGCCAAAGAGAGAGGUGGACUGGGCCUCUCAGGGCCAGGAGCUCGGAGCCCAGCUGGUGUGUGGAGCUGAGGGUGCACCUGCCCUUGGGAGGAGCCCCUUGGGGACCCAGGUUCAGUGGGCAGUUAAGGAAGGCAACUGUCCCCGACCAGCCACUGCUCUCACAGAUAGGGCAGUUAGAUGGCAGAGACCAUCCUCACCUCCCCCAUUCCUUCCCGCCACUGCUGAAGCUGAGCCUGCUGAGGGCUUGGGGAUUUCCAGCUUGGCCAAGAAUGGCCAGGAGCCUGGGAGGCCAGGACUGCCUGUCACAUUCAUUGAUGAGGUGGACUCAGAGGAGGAGGCACCCCCCCAAGAAGCCAAAUUGCCCUGCUCAGGGGUUGGUGCAACUCCCCAGUACCAUCUGCAUCCUGCCAGACCCGGGCAUACCUCAGAGCUCCAGCACCGAGGCAGCAAUACCUUCACAGUGGUGCCUAAGAGGAAGCCAGGGGCCUUUCAAGAACCACACUUCAGUCAGACCAACGGGGAGCCCCAGCCACAGAAGCCCGAGGAAGAGGAGGCUGGUAGCCUCUCAGGACCCCAUGCUGCCUUGGAGAACACCCUGAAGAAGCGCUACCCCACCGUGCAUGAGAUCGAGGUGAUUGGUGGCUAUCUCGCCCUGCAGAAGUCCUGCCUCACCAAGGCUGGCUCCUCAAGAAAGAAGAUGAAGAUCUCCUUCAAUGACAAGAGCCUGCAGACAACAUUUGAGUAUCCUUCUGAGAGCUCCCUGGUGCAGGAGGAAGAGGCAGAGGAGGAAGAGGAGGAGGAGGAAGGGGAGGAGGGAGAAGAGGAAGAGGAGCAGCCCAGCUCAGAGAAGCCCUUUGCCCUCUUCCUGCCCCGGGCCACAUUUGUGAGCAGCGUGGGGCCUGAGAACCCCUGGCUGCCAGAUGGCAGCUCAGGCCUGUCCAGCUAUACUCCAAAACACUCCAUGGCCUUCAGCAAGUGGCAGGAGCAGACGCUGAUGCAAGCUCCAAGUGAAGUGGAACCACCACUGAAGGAGAUCAUGCUCACACCUGCCAGUCAGAAUGAUCUUUCAGACUUCCGCAGUGAGCCAGCCCUCUAUUUCUGAGCCCCUCCCGCCCCCCAGUGGUGCUAGGACGGCCAAGUCUGAGCCACUAGGAUGGUGGUUCUGAGAGCCAGGCAGGGCUCUCUCAUUCUGCACCCUUUUCUACCUGGCUGUGCUCCACUCUUCUUUCCUACAUGUGGCCUGCCAUUGCAGCCAGGUCUACCUGAU
Messenger RNA from Castor canadensis (American beaver), 2457 nucleotides. It is a transcript of the gene Tprn, whose product is annotated as taperin. Lineage: Eukaryota; Metazoa; Chordata; Mammalia; Rodentia; Castoridae. Gene Ontology annotation, cellular component: stereocilium base. Gene Ontology annotation, molecular function: phosphatase binding. The record is from RefSeq and is a predicted model, not a curated record. Gene Ontology annotation, biological process: stereocilium maintenance; sensory perception of sound; auditory receptor cell stereocilium organization.